AUGUUUUGGCGCUCGCCGGGGAUCGUGCAGGCGUCGCCCGUCGAUGGCAUCCUCGACCGCGAGUCGUUCACCUUGGACGACCUCCUGGACGAGGACGACCUCAUCCAGGAGUGCAAGAGCCUGAACUCGCGGCUCGUGGACUUCCUGAAGACGCGCGCGGUCGUGGAGAAGCUCGUCGGCUACCUCGUCGACGCGCCCCCCGAGGACGCGGACGCGCGACGCGAGUUCAAAUACCCGUACCUCGCGUGCGAGAUCUUUUCUUGCGAGAUCGACGCGGUGUUCAACGCGCUGAUGGACGAUGACUGCGCGCUCUUCGCGCGGAUAAUGUCCUUCGUGGACGUGGACGACGGCGCCGCCCUGAACCCGAUGCUCGCGGGCUUCUUCAGCAAGACGGUGUCGUGCGUCGUGUCCAGGCGCAGGGGCGAGUGCGUCGCGUUUUUUAAGAAGAAUGAAAAUCUCGUCGACGCGUUGGUGCGACGCGUGGACGUCCUCGCGAUCGCGGAGGUGCUCCUGCGUUUAGUCGGCGCGGACGACGGCGUGAUGCCGAUGAACAUGUUGGGGAUGGGGAUGAUGGGAGGGUUGGGCGGCGGCGUGGGCGGCGGCGGCGGCGACGACGGCAAUGAGUGGCUCGCGGAGACGAAUCUCCUCGACGGGCUCCUCGACGCGCUCGGGACGACGGACGGCGGCGUUAACGGCGGCGAAGAGAGAGAGGGCGACACCUCCGCGUCGAGAGCGGCGAACGCCGCGGAGGUGCUCGUCGGCAUCGCGCGCGCGGCGCCGUCCGCGCUCGCGUCUAAACUCGCGGAGACGGCGUCGAUGACGAAGCUCUUCGAACGCGGGCUCUCGUCGUCGCCGACGUCGUCGAGCGGCUACGGCGUCCUGAACGACGGCGACGGCGGGCUGCCGACGCCGACGACGGCGCACGGCGGCGCGUCCGCGUCGCCCCUGGUGAACGUCCUCGACAUCGCGAUCAGCGUGAUCGACGGCAAGCGCGCGCAGGGCCCCGCGCAGGCGAUGCAGGCGUUCCUCGCGAUGGAGUCGGGCGCGGAGCCGGAGCCGCCGAGGGAGGCGCCCGAGACCGCGACGCUCGCGUGCGCGGCGGCGUUGCCGAAGCUCGCCGCCGCGCUCGAGACGACGUGCGACAUCUCGGAGCAGCGGACGACGUGGGGCGCGAUGUCGCCGCCGCUGGGGUUGAAGCGCGUGAAGAUCGUGGACGUGAUCGCGACGUUGCUGGCGUCGAAGCACGCCGCCGUCGCCGACGCGGUGAUCGCGUGCGACGCGUUGCGGACGUGCGCGAACCUGUUCCGCGCGUACCCGUUCAACAACUUUCUGCAUCAUCACGUGGAGAGCAUGGUGAGCAGCGUGCUCGAGUGGGGGCACGAGGGGUUGCUUUCGAAGCUGUUCGCGCCCGUCGACGAGGGCGGGUGCGACGUGAUCGGGUUGGUGGCGUGCGCGCCGCAGACGGUGGACUCGAAGCGCGGGCCGAUUCGCGCGGGCAACUUGGGGCACGCGACGAACAUCGCGAACAAGUUGCUUCGCGCCGCCGCCGCGGGGAGCGACGGCGACGGCGCCGACGCCGACGGCGGCGGCGCGGGUAUCUCGUCGGAGCCGCCGACGAUCACGCCGCCUGUUCCCGAGAGCGUGACCGCGUUCGUGCGCGCCGCGCUCGCGGCGGACGCGAGGUGGGCGAGCUUCGAGGAGGGCGCGCUGCGCGAGAGGAACGCCAUCGAAAACGUCUUCAAGUGGCAGUGCGGCCGGCCGGCAGGGAUGGACGACGACGGCGCGGGCGCGUCGGACGACGACGACCGCGACUUCGACCUCGGUCUGGGCGGCGGCGGGUUCAGCAGGGACGUGUAUAACAGGUACGCGACCGGUCUAGACGACGACGAGGACGACGAGGACGAGGAGGAGGAGGAGGUGGAGGAGGAGGAGGAGGAGCUCGACGACGACGACGACGGCGACGGCGGCGGCGGCGGCGCGCGCGCGCGCGGUGCCGCGGGGUUGUUCCAAGGCGACGCCGGCGCGCGUCUCGCGUCGUUGACGCUGAAGGACUACUCCUCCGAGGAGGACGACGAGGUGGACGGCGACGCGGACACGAUCGCGGUGCCGAGCGGGCCGUUCGGCGCGACGACGACGGCGGCGGCGGCGGACGACGACGACGACGUCUUGCUCGUCGACUCGGACGACGACGACUCGGACGGGGUGGAGACGGCGUCGCCGGCGGCGCGCGCGACCGACCGGUCGCCGCCGACCUCGCCGCAGAAGUCGCCGUCGGAGCUCCUGCGCUCGCCGACGUCGCCUUCGACGACGACGGGCGCGAGGCCCGGGACGCCGUCGCCGUCGAAGGCGGCGACGACGCCGGGGCCGCGGGAGAACUCGGAGUUCAACGACUUCGGGUACUGGGGACCGACGAUCGACGCCGGACUGGUCCCGGACGACGUCUGA
This is a messenger RNA of Micromonas pusilla CCMP1545, 2445 nucleotides long. RefSeq lists its product as uncharacterized. The transcript has 2 exons. The record is from RefSeq and is a predicted model, not a curated record. Bases 1 to 2445 code for a protein of 814 amino acids. Gene Ontology annotation, molecular function: protein phosphatase binding; protein phosphatase regulator activity. NCBI's taxonomy places the organism in Eukaryota, Viridiplantae, Chlorophyta, Mamiellophyceae, Mamiellales, Mamiellaceae.